AUGGCACCCUCCGCGCUCGUUGCCCUCGGGUCAUGGAAAGAGGAAAAGCGCGUCACAUCCUCCAGAGGCCCCAAUGACGGCCCAGAGACCGAAGCUCUAGUGUCGCCCCCCAGCCCCGCGGUUCCAGAUUACGAUCCUACGGUCGGUGCAAAGCCAUACUCACCGUUUUAUCGCCAUGCGACGCAAAACUUCUCCACGCAGACCCCGAAUCCCACCCUGAAAGUACCCAAUGCCAAUGAACUGGAAAACGGCGUCAGUGCAUAUCGACGAUCCGGGGAGUCGGACAAUCGCCGCAGUUCGAAGCUCUGGACGGAGAAGAAGAGACAUUGUGACUGGCUGAGGGCAAUGCCGAAGAAGCAGAGAAUAGCUGUGAAGGCGGUCAUUGCCAUUGCGAUAGUAGGGACGAUGGUAGCUAUUGCUCUGGGCAUUACGGCGGCGGUUGGGGGAGGAGUGUGGAAGUCCAAUCACCAACAAGGGUCUAUUGGAUCCUGA
Messenger RNA from Aspergillus pseudotamarii, 492 nucleotides. RefSeq lists its product as uncharacterized. The record is from RefSeq and is a predicted model, not a curated record. The transcript has a single exon. NCBI's taxonomy places the organism in Eukaryota, Fungi, Ascomycota, Eurotiomycetes, Eurotiales, Aspergillaceae. The coding region runs from base 1 to 492 and encodes 163 amino acids.